CAUCCCACCACCUCACCCUCAUCGUUGCUCGUUUUCCCAAGCACAUCUCCUUCCUUCCCUUUCCCUUCAAUGGCGUACCCUCUCGAGCUGGACAUCACGUUCUCCUCCGCCAAGGACCUCAAGAACGUCAAUUGGCGCAACGGCGAUCUCAAACCCUACGUGGUCGCCUGGAUCGACCCGUCGUCGAAGCUGACCACGAGGGCGGACGAGGAGGGCGACACCUCUCCCGCCUGGAACGAGAAGCUGACCAUCCCCCUCCGCGGCGCCCCUCUCGACGACGCCGUUCUCCACAUCGACGUCGUCCACGCCGGCUCCUCCGGCGACACCAAGCCGCUCGUCGGAUCCGCUAAGCUUCCCCUCAAGGACAUCGUCGACGAGGUCGGCUUCAGCGAGCCGUACGAGACGACGCUCAAGCUCAAGCGCCCGUCCGGCCGGCCCCAGGGCAAACUCAUCGUCCGCGCCACCGUCCGCGAGAUGCGCUAUCCUGCACCGGGUGCAUACGCGCCGCCUUAUGGCCAAGCCACCAGGGAUUACCAGCCGCCUGCUGGUUACCCAUACGCGGCUCCCUACGGAGCGCCACCGGCUCCCUACGGCGCGCCGCCGGCUCCCUACGGCGCGCCUCCGGCUCCCUACGGAUAUCCCUGUGCGUAUGGAAGCGGAUACGGUGCCGCCCCACCGCAGCCGCAGUAUUACGGCGGAGGAUACGAUUCGGGGUAUGGGAGUGCGCCGACGGCUUCGGCGCCUUCAAAGGGAAGCAAGUACGGGGUAGGAACGGGGCUGGCGGUGGGCGCGGUGGCGGGCGUAUUGGGUGGGCUGGCAUUGGCCGAGGGUGUCGACUACGUGGAGGACAAGAUCGCCGAGGAGGCUGCUGAGAAAGUGGAGGGCGACUUGGGCUAUGGUGAUGAUUUUUAAUUACUUGGUCUCUAACUAAAUAGGAGUCGAAAAUGGGAACGAUCAAUGUGCUUUCUGAUUUCUUUUCCCUUUCUUUUCUUGCCUUUUGUUCUGCUUAAUCGCUUAUGCGAUCAUGAUGAGGAAAAAGAACAUGGCAAUAGAUAAGUUUGAAAUGUGGCUCAUGAUUUGA
This is a messenger RNA of Nymphaea colorata (pocket water lily), 1081 nucleotides long. Its product is annotated as probable calcium-binding protein CML50. The coding region runs from base 70 to 912 and encodes 280 amino acids. Gene Ontology annotation, biological process: defense response. The record is from RefSeq and is a predicted model, not a curated record. NCBI's taxonomy places the organism in Eukaryota, Viridiplantae, Streptophyta, Magnoliopsida, Nymphaeales, Nymphaeaceae. The transcript has a single exon.